Cervus elaphus (red deer) is the source of this 3508-nucleotide messenger RNA. RefSeq names its product netrin G2 (gene NTNG2). The record is from RefSeq and is a predicted model, not a curated record. Bases 697 to 2751 code for a protein of 684 amino acids. Lineage: Eukaryota; Metazoa; Chordata; Mammalia; Artiodactyla; Cervidae. The transcript has 15 exons.
GCAGCUGCUCGCAGCCCUCGGCCCUUGCCCCCACCCAGCGCCAGCCAGACGGGGGAGGCAGAGCGCCGGAGGGUGGCGGCCUCCGGGGUCUCCGCUCCGGGAAGCCUCUCGGAGCCGGGGGCUUCGGUGACCGCGCAGGCUUUCCCGGGGCCGGGAGCCACUUAACAGCAGCCCAGCCGAGGCUCGGAUGCAAAAGUUAUUGGUGGCGGCUGCUACUAGCAGAGGACCGGAGUCGCUUGGAGAGGGGUUGUAAAAAUAGUCUCCAGGCGGAUUCUUUCUGAGAGUUUUCUAGCAAGGAGCACAUUCAAGGCCAGGCGGACUCUGUAACACCGUUUCUCUCGAAACAGCCAGAGGUGUUGUUGCUAAUGAGCUCUCUCUACUCCCUUCCUACAAUGAAAGACAAACCAGACCCCGGGUACCUGGAUGGAUUGGGAGCUGAAGUCUCAGAAACUUCCUGAUAAGUUGCCGAUGGCUACCAGCCAAGGCCGGAGGGUGGUUGUGCAGUUGUGUUGAGCACACAUCACACAUGAAAGGGCCCUUUAAAGAGCUGGAUUGAUUGGAAGGACAAAAAUUAAAAGCAAUCCGAUCCAGCCUCAUGCCAGAUCCCUGCGGACUCUCUCCGUCUCCCGUUUCCAUCCACGGUCACAAUUGGAGAGUCUGCCUGAUUUGAUCAGAUUCACCUCUGGGAGAGGGGUGAUGCCAAGAGUCCCUGGGACAUCCGGCCUCCGUCGCCCGGUAGAUGUGGCUUUUCCAUGCGGAGGCUGCACGUCCCGCCUGAGCCAGCCGCCGCCUCGCCAGGCCCCCUGUGGGCCGCGCCCCGGGGACUGUGCCGCCAUGCUGCGCCUGCUGGCCCUCCUCCUGCACUGCCUGCCACUGGCCUCCGGGGACUACGACAUCUGCAAAUCCUGGGUGACCACAGACGAAGGCCCCACCUGGGAGUUCUAUGCCUGCCAGCCCAAGGUGAUGCGCCUGAAGGACUACGUCAAGGUGAAGGUGGAGCCCUCCGGCAUCACGUGCGGAGACCCCCCGGAGAGAUUCUGCUCCCACGAGAACCCCUACCUGUGUAGCAACGAGUGUGACGCCUCCAACCCAGACCUGGCCCACCCGCCCCGGCUGAUGUUCGACUGGGAGGACGAGGGCCUGGCCACCUACUGGCAGAGCGUCACGUGGAGCCGCUACCCCAGCCCGCUGGAGGCCAACAUCACUCUGUCGUGGAACAAGAGCGUGGAGCUGACGGACGACGUGGUUGUUACUUUCGAGUACGGCCGGCCCACCGUCAUGGUCCUGGAGAAGUCGCUGGACAACGGGCGGACGUGGCAGCCCUACCAGUUCUACGCGGAGGACUGCAUGGAGGCCUUCGGCAUGCCCGCGCGGCGGGCGCGCGACCUGUCGGCGUCGGGCGCGCACCGGGUGCUCUGCACCGAGGAGUACUCGCGCUGGGCCGGCUCCAAGAAGGAGAAGCUCGUGCGCUUCGAGGUGCGGGACCGCUUCGCCAUCUUCGCCGGCCCCGACCUGCGCAACAUGGACAACCUGUACACGCGGCUGGAGAGCGCCAAGGGCCUCAAGGAGUUCUUCACCCUCACCGACCUGCGCAUGAGGCUGCUGCGGCCGGCGUUGGGCGGCACCUACGUGCAGCGGGAGAACCUCUACAAGUACUUCUACGCCAUCUCCAACAUCGAGGUCACCGGCAGGUGCAAGUGCAACCUGCACGCCAACCUGUGCUCCAUGCGCGACGGCAGCCUGCAGUGUGAGUGUGAGCACAACACCACGGGCCCCGACUGCGGCAAGUGCAAGAGGAGCUUCCGCACGCGGUCCUGGCGCGCCGGCUCCUACCUGCCGCUGCCCCACGGCUCCCCCAACGCGUGUGCCGCCGCGGGCUCCGCUGUCGGCAGCAUCAGCAGGUCCCGGAAAGACCCUGUCCCCAAAGUCCCUGUGGCCACUGUGGCCAUUGGGGGGGACCCCGCCACUCCUACCCCCCCAACAUCCACUGCCUGGGCCCCCGGGGCCCCCAGCACCCUACAGCCCACAGAGUGGAGCAGGCCGUCCACCGCUGCCCCGCUCUGGGCGAGCGCCCCUUGGCCCCAGGUGUCCUCCAGUGCAGAAGCUGCGGGCACCUCCGCUGUUGCCCCCGCCCCCGCCCCUGCCAAGGCCUCCAAACUUUUCCAGCUCAGGCCCAAAUCUCCUCAAGUGAUGCCUGUUGAAGAAUUCGAAGACUGCGAGUGCUACGGCCACUCCAACCGCUGCAGCUACAUCGACUUCCUGAACGUGGUGACCUGCGUCAGCUGCAAGCACAACACGCGGGGCCAGCACUGCCAGCACUGCCGCCUGGGCUACUACCGGAACGGCUCUGCGGAGCUGGACGACGAGAACGUGUGCAUCGAGUGUAACUGCAACCAGAUCGGCUCCGUGCACGACCGGUGCAACGAGACCGGCUUCUGCGAGUGCCGCGAGGGCGCGGCGGGGCCCAAGUGCGACGACUGCCUCCCCACGCACUACUGGCGCCAGGGCUGCUACCCCAACGUGUGCGACGACGACCAGCUGCUGUGCCAGAACGGGGGCACCUGCGUGCAGAACCAGCGCUGCGCCUGCCCGCGUGGCUACACCGGCGCGCGCUGCGAGCAGCCCCGCUGCGACCCCGGCGACGACGAGGGCGGCCUGGACUGCGACCGCGCGCCGGGGGCUGCCCCGCGCCCCGCCACCCUGCUCGGCUGCCUGCUGCUGCUGGGGCUGGCCGCCCGCCUGGACUGCUGAGCCCCGCGGAGGGCACCCCGGGCAGGGUGGGGGCCAGUCCGCGCGCCCUGCCGCGCCCUGCGCCCCUCGCCCGGAGAGCCGGGGGGCCCCGGGGGCCGGCGUCCGAGGCCUGGCGGCGAGAAGGGUGCGGCCUGAGCUGCUCCCAGGUGCUACUCAGCAGAGUCCUCCCGCCCCGUCCCCCAGCCCACCGCAGUCGCACCUGCCCUCGCCCCUGCACAGCAGCGGGGGACGCUGUGGGGUCCUGGCCCCAGCGGCCUGCGAUUUUGGUCUUAGUUUUUCUUUUAUAUUACCCACCGCCCCUUUCCUUUUUUUUUUUUUUUUUUUGCCGGCGGUGAGACAGAGGGUGGGGGGAAACGCUGAUCAUCCCACACCCUCAGAUUCUGCCUCCUGCCACACACACGACUGUUGCAGACACCCCCAACGCCUGUCCCUGGCUCACCACCAGCCAGCGGACCCAAAGUCCAGUUGCCUACAACUCUAGUCGCUGACGAUUCUCUGUUCUAGUCUUGGUUUUCCUUUGCAACCCACCAGACCCCAGGCCUUUCCAGAGGUCUGGUGACCAAGGAGUUCACUGUCUGGGGGAAUGCAGUUAAGACAGAGGGUUGGGAGGGCUGGACACUUCCUUUUGUAGAGAACUAUUUUUGUUUGUAUUAACUGCCCCUAUGAAGGAGGGACUGGGCUGGGAUGUUGGUCACCAUGGUGGGUGGUUGAUGGUGUAUAAUCUGACAGUAAAGAAUCUGCUCACUGCUGCCUCCAG